This is a messenger RNA of Volvox carteri f. nagariensis, 2472 nucleotides long. RefSeq lists its product as uncharacterized. Bases 1 to 2472 code for a protein of 823 amino acids. Gene Ontology annotation, biological process: nuclear-transcribed mRNA catabolic process, 3'-5' exonucleolytic nonsense-mediated decay. The record is from RefSeq and is a predicted model, not a curated record. The transcript has 20 exons. Gene Ontology annotation, cellular component: membrane; Ski complex. Lineage: Eukaryota; Viridiplantae; Chlorophyta; Chlorophyceae; Chlamydomonadales; Volvocaceae. Gene Ontology annotation, molecular function: RNA helicase activity; nucleic acid binding; serine-type endopeptidase activity.
AUGGGCGGUUUCCUUCGCCAGCUGGUAUGGUGGUUGCCAGCCGGUAUCGCCCUCACCGACACGGUCGUCAGUGUCUUGCUGGUGGAGGGACAGUCCAUGUGGCCCACGUUAAACGAAGAUCCCUACUUUAGCGAUCUCGUCAUCGUCGAAAAGAUAUCAUACAAGUGGCUCCAUAAAUACCAACGGGGAGACGUUGCAGUCCUUUGGGCACCUGAUCAGCCCCAUCAGCAGCUCGUGAAGCGGAUAAUUGCACUGGAGCACGAUAUCGUGUGGGACAGCGAUAAGGGCAAGCCAACCAAGAUACCGCAGGCAGGAGGGGAAGGGAUCCAGGGGGCCUCUUUGCACCAUACGCGUCCUAUGUUGGCGGUGGUGGUGAUGGUGCUGCUACUGCUACUGCCCAGUGGGGAUAAGGGAGAACACAAACGGAUCCGUACAGGCCCCAAGGGUGGGGGAAGGUGCUGGCUGGAGGGGGACAAUCCGGAAGCGAGCGGUGAUUCCAGAAACAUGUACGGACCGGUGCAUUUGGGGCUGCUGGAGGGGCGAGUCACGCAUGUCAUCUGGCCGCCUUGGCGGAUCGGCGCGGUGCGGCGGUGGUACCCGGCAGACCGGCUUAUCGUGGAGGAUUCGGGCGGGUGCUGCUGUUUGGAGGGCAUGGUAUGUAGCUGGUUGUGUGGGGGGGAAAUGGAGGCCUUGGCAGGCUGGAUCAUGUCUCACGAUUCUGGCCGUGUGUACGUCGAGGUUCUACCGCCUUUGGAGGUUGAUUCUGACGACGCCACGUCAACCGUUGAUGAAUUUAAUCCAUACACGACCGCGGAUGCCCUAAGCGCCCCCGCCGAAGGCCUGGUGGGCGGCGAGCCCGCGCUGGAGUCCCUCCUGGCUGAGGGCGGCUCCGACCUGUCCGCGGACCGCAUCUGCGCCAUCUUCCCCUUCCCGCUGGACACCUUCCAGCGGCGAGCCCUGGAGCUGUUCCUAGAGGGCCGCUCCGUGGUGGUGUGUGCGCCCACGGGGGCGGGCAAGACGGCCAUUGCGGAGGCGGCGGCGGCGGCCACGCUGGCGCGGGGACAGAGGGUCAUCUACACGACGCCCCUCAAGGCUCUGAGCAACCAGAAGCUCUUUGAGACGCGGCGGCGGUUCGGCCACGUCCGGUGCGGUCUCCAGACUGGUGACGUCUCUCUGAACCCCGAUGCCAACAUCGUGGUGAUGACCACGGAGAUCCUGCGGAACAUCAUGUACCGGACUGCGGAGCUAGCGGAGGAAAACAACACCGGGAGCCUGUCCACUCGCGAGGCCCGCCUGGGGAAUGUUGGCCUCAUCGUGCUGGACGAGCUGCUGUGUAUGAGCGCCACCGUGCAGAACCCGCAGGACCUGGGGGACUGGAUUGCCAAGGAGCACAUGCCGUGCGAGACCGUCCAGACGAGAUUCCGCCCCGUACCCCUGCACUGGCACUUCGCCUUCCAUAAGGCCCCCAAGGCAGGUCGUGGAAUGUGUGCCCUCCAGCGGCGAGUCAACCAGCGCCGUACCCCCGACACCUCCCGCACCAUCAGGCUCCUGGCGGAACAAGAUAUGCUGCCAGCCAUUUGGUUCAUUUUGAGCAGGAAGGAUUGCGAUGUGAACGCUCUCCGCGCCGGCGGCUUGCUGCUGACCAGCCCCGCGGACCAGGAGGCGAUAGCGGCGGAGGUGGCGGCGCUGAGGGCGGACCAGCCCGAGGCGGUGCGGGAGGAGCUGGUGCCGGCGCUCAUCUCCGGCAUCGCCAGCCACCACGCCGGUCAGCUGCCGGGCUGGAAGUCCCUGAUGGCGGGCAGGGCGGGGAGGAGGGGAUACGACACGGAGGGAAACUGCGUCGUGCUGCAAAACAGGUUUGAGGGGGCCGAGGAGGCCUGGCAGAUAAUCCGUGGGGGUCCCGAGCCCCUGGUCAGCCAGUUCUCCAUCAGCUACGGGCUGGUGCUCAAUCUGCUGUCCGUUAAUACAUUGGACCAGGCUCGUGAGUUCGUGAGCCGCUCCUUCGGCAACUACCUGUCCACGGAGGGCAACACGCGCAAGGAGGCUGAGGCGUCCGCGCUUGAGGAGGAGGCCAGGGGCCUGGUGGAGUCGUUCAAGGCGCUGGCGACCGUCCGGGCCAAAGAACUCAACGUGAGCGGUUCUUCCGGUUCCGAGGGGGUUCCGAGGGGGUUCCGAGCGGCCGGCGCCUGGGCCCUGCAGACCACCCAGGGCAACCCCACCACCUCCGCAGUCACCCGGCAGCUGCAGAGCAGGGUGCCGUACACUUUUGUGGAAUUGGACCAGCAGCUUGCAGAUAAGAUCAUGUCGGACUCCAACCUGGACGACGGCGACAUGGCCCGGCUGCUCAUCCGCACCAUAGACCUGCUGAAGCAGCUGCAGCACAACAGCCACCUGCUGCCGGAGCUGCGGGAUGCGGCGGCGGAGGCGCUCCGAGGGAUGGACCGCAAGCCGGUGGCGGAGCUGACGUUCUGA